AUGGACGCAACAGCGGCGUCCGGGUCGCACAACGACGAGGCCAUCGCCACUUCGCCUCCUGUAGUCCCCCAGCGAACCCCCUCCCAGACGAGCCUGCACAAGACAACCCACGUUCACACCCAUCGCCAGAGCUUCGCCGAGAACCUGAGGAACGCGCCCGGCUCGCCUCGCGCCCAGCGUCACCCCUCCUUCACCCAAGCUGCCGUCCAAGAGCUUCUCAACCACCCACCUGCUGCCAACAAGCACGCGAACCCGCGCUUCGCCGGCCGCGACUGGCGCGACAUCUCCGUCAACGAGCUUGUCGCUCAGGAUGACUUCAAAUGGGUCACCCUGGACACCAGCGUUGAAGAGGCAUCCAUGACGCUGGUCAAGCACAGUCCAUCCAACGUCGUCCUCAUCCGAGAGGAGGAUUCGGCCAAAACCGCCGUAUCGACCUUCGACUACAAUGACCUCAACACCUACCUACUGAUCGUCGUCGGACUGGCGAGGCCCGACGAGGAGCAAGUCCCGCUCUACGACGACAUAGUGAACAAGGCCCGAGAGGGCGCUCGCAUAGCCCUACGCGAUAUCCAGCCCCUAUGCCGCAAGGAGUCGCUCAUUACCCUGCCUUUCGACGAGACAUUGGAACGGGCUAUCGAAGUGUUCGGCAGCGGCAUCCACCGCGUCCUAGUCACCAACCCCACGGGCGAUGUAAUCGGUAUUCUCAGUCAGCUCAAGGUAAUUGAGUUCUUCUGGAACGAAGGCAUCAACUUCCCUGCCAUCGACAGGCUGUACCCGGUAACCUUGAGAGACCUCGGCAUCGGGACACAGCAAAUCGUUGCUGUCAACUCCGAUAGCCUUUUGGGAGACGCGCUGGCAUUGAUGAACGCUGAGGGCCUGACGAGCGUUGCCGUUAUUGACAACGGCCACAACGUCGUGGGGAAUAUUUCCACCGUAGACGUCAAGCACCUGACCAACGCCGCUGAUGCGCCUCUGCUCAAGUCAUCCUGCAUGCACUUCAUCUCCGUCAUCCUCAGCGAGCGUGGUGUCGAACAUGGCCGCGACUCCUUCCCUGUUUUCUAUGUCAACCCGUACUCGACGUUGGCGCACACCGUUGCGAAGCUGGUGGCUACCCAGUCUCACCGCAUGUGGGUUGUCGAAUCGGCAUCUCCGUCCCCGUCCGCACCCGCGACCCCUUUGCUCGCCCCAACGACAUCAACGGUGCUGGCGCCGGGACCGGGCUCGGCGCCGCAGUCGCCACUUCCUACACAAACUCAUACCGCUGUGCCUGCUGCAGCCAUGCCCGGCGCUCAUCUCUCUGGUCGUUUGACUGCUGUGGUUUCUUUGACCGACAUCCUGAACAUGUUUGCCAAGUCGUCGGGACUGCGACCCUCGGAUCCGGGCGAACAGCGAGCGCGCCGUCGUAGGAGCUCGAGCAGCUCCAUGCGUCCGAGCCUCGAUUCGUCAAGAGCAAGUCUCGACCUGCGUCGGUAA
Molecule: messenger RNA, 1473 nt
Organism: Colletotrichum spaethianum
Lineage: Eukaryota; Fungi; Ascomycota; Sordariomycetes; Glomerellales; Glomerellaceae
Product: protein SDS23
Exons: 3
Coding region: 1-1473 (490 amino acids)
Biological process (GO): regulation of mitotic metaphase/anaphase transition; cellular response to glucose starvation
Molecular function (GO): protein serine/threonine phosphatase inhibitor activity
Source: RefSeq, a predicted model, not a curated record